CGCGUGCCGUGUGUUAGUGUUGUUGCUAGUCAGCGUGGGGCGGUGCAUGUUGUGUGUGUGUAGCAGGAAGAGGAAGCUGCCGCUGUAACGAGGAACUGAUGAGGCUGCCGAGCUGUGCUUACUCACCCGCCUGUCAGUCCUAGACGUGGCAGCAGACUCUGCGCGAUGGGCCUGCCUAUACAUUUUGUUGUCGACCCUCAGGGAUGGUGCUGCGUGGGAGUGAUCUUCUUCAUCUGGCUCUACAACACGUUGUUUGUUCCAAAGCUUAUUCUCUUCCCCCACUUUGAGGAAGGACACGUUUCCUCAAUUCACAUACUGACUUACUAUAUGGCUUCAUUGUUUUGCAUCGUUUCACUUCUAAGAGCGUCAACUGCAGACCCUGGCAAACUGCGAGAGAGUCCAAAGAUCCCUAUGACAGAGAAAGAGUUGUGGGAAUUAUGUAAUAAAUGCAAUAUGAUGCGACCAAAGCGUUCCCACCAUUGCAGCCGCUGCGGGCACUGCGUCAGGAGAAUGGAUCACCAUUGUCCGUGGAUAAACAACUGUGUUGGUGAAGACAACCACUGGCUCUUCCUCCAGCUCUGUUUCUACACACAGGUCCUCAGUGGUUACACUCUGCUUCUGGACUUCUGCCACUACUAUUACUUCUUACCACUGAACACUAUCAAUUGGGAUUUAUUUGUGUUCAGGCACGAGCUGGCUUUACUUAGGAUGUCCACCUUUAUGGGCCUCCUCAUGUUUGGAGGCAUGUGUAGCCUCUUCUACACUCAGAUCAUGGGUAUAUUAACGGACACAACAACUAUAGAAAAAAUGUCGAACUGCUGCGAAGAAACAUCUAGAGUUCGAAAACCAUGGCAGCAGACCUUCUCAGAAGUUUUUGGCACUCGCUGGAAGAUCCUGUGGUUCAUUCCUUUCAGGCAGAGGCGACCACUGAGAGUCUCCUACUACUUUGCCAAUCAAGUCUAAACAGAUGGAUGGUGGGCACAGAUGGGUCCGCCCCGCUGGAAGCGAGUUACAGGUUUUUAUCAUAACCGUGCUAUGACUGUCUUCAAGUCGGUUCUAAUCCACCCACCGAUCGCAGACAUCACAAAGUGCCCCAGGCUUUGUUUUAAUAGUGAUCUUAACGCGGUUGUGGGAACAAUACAUGAUAUGUAUUUCUGUGGUAAAGUUUGUUUCCUUUUUAUUUUUUAUUUUUUUUUUAAGUUGUCUUAUUUCCCCUUCAGGACAUAUGAACUCCCUCAGGCUAAAAAUCAAAAUCAUCUUUUUUAUUUUCUACUGUGAAAGUUUUAAAUCACCUUUUCUUUUUAAUUUCGGGAGGGGGUUUGUAUUUGUUUUUAAUUUGUCCUAAUAAUGCACUGAUUGUAUAUUUGUUUUUCAUAUCUACUAUGUUCGCUCACAUGCCAUUGUUAGUGAACCAAGUGGGAUUUAUUUUCCCUAUUCCCAUUUUAUUUUCCCCUGUACCUCCACCAAAUGUUUACUGUACAGGUUCUAUAUAUAAUUCAUUUUGAGGGAUAUAUUGUUUGACAUUGCUUUUAACUGAAACAAACAGUUUCUAUUAACAGUACAAAUUUGUGAGAGGUUAUUGUAUUUAUACUUGACUAUAUUUUGUUUC
Spea bombifrons (plains spadefoot toad) is the source of this 1609-nucleotide messenger RNA. It is a transcript of the gene ZDHHC21, whose product is annotated as zinc finger DHHC-type palmitoyltransferase 21. The record is from RefSeq and is a predicted model, not a curated record. Gene Ontology annotation, cellular component: endoplasmic reticulum; Golgi apparatus. The coding region runs from base 166 to 963 and encodes 265 amino acids. Gene Ontology annotation, biological process: peptidyl-L-cysteine S-palmitoylation; protein targeting to membrane. Gene Ontology annotation, molecular function: protein-cysteine S-palmitoyltransferase activity. NCBI's taxonomy places the organism in Eukaryota, Metazoa, Chordata, Amphibia, Anura, Pelobatidae. The transcript is spliced from 8 exons.